UUAGUGAAUCACAUUUUCCAUGUGCAGCAGCAGCAGCAGCGCAGUCCGGGCCCUCCGACAGCCGCCUGAACUUUUCUCCGCACUGCUGCGCACCCACCCACACCGACACAGCCGGAGGAUCGGAACUUUGCUCCGCUGGGCCACUGAAGUCUGAUCUGUUUUGGUGGAAGAUCUUGAGCGGAGUUACGGCCGGGUCUUUCACCCGUCACCUUUAACCGAACAACGCCGAUGGAGCGAUUCUAGCCGAGCCAGGCUUUGUGCCCGCUGUGCGCAGACAUGGACCUUCAGGUGAUCGUCUGGCUGUUCUACUGCUUUCUGCUGCCCUCCGUCCUCCUAACAGCUUGUCUUUUUCGCUACAACAUCUUGUCAUUGGUUUACUUCUUGUACCUGCUGCUUUUACCAUGGUUCCUGUGUCCCAACAAACACACAAUCAAAGGUCACACAGGACGCUUUAUCAGAACAAUAUUCUGCACCAGUCUGCUGUUUGUACUGGCUCAUAUCUGCUUCCAGACAGUACUGUACACAUAUCCUCCUCUCAACAUUGCAAUAGGUGAUAACUGUUCGCAAUGGAAUACCAUAAGCAGACAUAUAGGACUGUCCAGGCUUCCCGUGGAUGAUCCUUGGAGAGUGGCAAGUCUUCUGUGCCCAGACCUUGGUGUGUGUGUAGUUGCUUUGGUAACGACCAUCCUCUGCAGCAGACUGGUCAGGAACAGAGAAAUGGUGGCUGCUGCCAACAUUACACUGCUAGAAGACAAUUCAACAGACAACACAACAGAUAUUGGGGAUGACGGUGGUGAUAGUGGUGAUGAUGAUGAUAAUGAAGAGGCGGCAACAGGCGAGGAAGAUGAAGAAGAGAGGUCAUUACCUGGUGAUGCUGAUGAGGUUUCCACAGUUACCAGAGCCAAGCAGUUGGCCGAGCAGCUGAAGGCUACAGCCCGGAAAAUUCUGCGGGACCUGGGGAGGAUCUUGGCUAUCAGCCUGCUGGCUUUGGCUGGGAUCACACUGCCCUCUGCCUUCUCAGCCAUCUACUUCCUGCUGUUCAUUGGCAUUUGCACUUGGUGGGCAUGUCAUCUUCCCAUCAGCCACCUGGGUUUCAAUGCAUUGUGUGUGAUGGUGGGCUUCUUCACUGCUGGUCACAUGGUGUGUCUGUAUUUAUACCAGAGUCUGCUGGCUCAGGCCCUGUUCCCCCCACAAAGUCUGUGGGCCAGACUCUUUGGGCUGAAGGACAUCAUUGUACCAGGAAACUGCACCCUGCCCUAUGACGUUAAUCUCAAUAGCAGUCAUGACUGGCCGGUUUAUGUGAACCCAGGAAUACUCUUUGUCCUCUAUAUCACCAUAGUAACAGUUCUCAGGACAGGAUGUCAUGGAACAUCUUACGAGGACGAGCAGCAGCAGGUGCAGGAGAAAAGGGACGAGACGAUGGAAGAGCUGCUAGAAUUAAGACCCUGCAACGAGCAGAAAGAUAACUGUGAAGAUGACACACAGGUCAUGCCAACAGAAGGUGGAGGAACUGUGACUGAAGAGAAUCAGCCAGCUCUGGGGGCUAAUGCGGCUGGCAGUGGCCAACAGAGUGAAAGCCCGUUUUUCCUGCUGGGAAGAGUGGUCAUGCAGCAGAGUUAUGUCUGCGCACUCAUAGCAAUGAUGGUUUGGAGCAUCACCUACCACAGCUGGUUAACGUUUGUGCUGCUGCUCUGGGCCUGUCUCAUUUGGAUCCUGCGUGCUAGGCGGCAUGCAGCCACAUUGUGCUCUCCAUUCAUCCUGCUCUAUGGCCUGGCCCUUUGCUGUCUGCAGUACAUCUGGGCCAUGGAGCUUCAGCCUGAACUGCCCACUACAGUGGGAACCAUGAGCCUCAGACAACUAGGACUGGAUAGAGCCCAGUACCCCUGUCUAAGACUGGGCGCUAUGCUUUUAUUUACCUUAACCUUUUGGCUGUUAGUGCGUCAGUCAGUGAAGGAAAACUUCAGCAGGAAAAGGAAAGCAGCCACACCACUACAGGAAGUCACUACAGGAGGUGAGGAGGCUGGUAAUGAAUCUGUGCUGAAGGUUCUGGGGGGCAUGGUGAUGAGCUGCUAUGCCAAAUACUGGAUCUAUGUCUGUGGAGGGAUGUUCAUCAUGGUGUCCUUCGCUGGAAAACUUGUUGCAUAUAAGAUCAUCUACAUGCUGCUGUUCCUGCUCUGCCUGUGUCUUUAUCAGGUUUACUAUUCUCUGUGGAGGCGCCUCUUAAAGCUCUUCUGGUGGCUUGUUGUGGCCUACACCAUGCUUGUGCUGAUUUCCAUCUACACUUACCAGUUUGAAGACUUCCCUGAAUACUGGAGGAACUUCACUGGUUUCACAGAAGUACAGCUGGCAGCGCUCGGCCUGGAGACAUUUGCGCUGUCUGAGCUCUUCACGAGCAUCCUGAUCCCGGGCUUCUUCCUGCUGGCCUGUAUUCUCCAGCUGCACUACUUUCACAAGCCGUUCAUGAGAAUCACUGACCUGGAGCACAUCACACCUGUGCACAGAAAAAAGAAGAGUGACAGGACAGCCCAGCCCGAUGAUGUGAACAAUGAAGAAGAAGACCUGGUGACGAAUGAUGAUGAAUCUGAAGAUGAAGUGGAGCUGAUGCCGAGUAAAUGGGGUCUGGUGAUGGACAGGUUACUGGAUCUUUCCAGAAGAUUCUCUGACAUCCUCACCACCAUUCAAGUGUUUCUCUGGAGGCUCCUGGAGCUUCACAUCGUCAAGAUGGUGGCCUUCUUUUCUGUGUGGGUUGCACUUGAAGAGCCUUCUGUGAUGAAUCUGGUCCUGGUGGUGCUCUGGUCUCUGGCGAUGCCCUACGAUCGUUUCAGAUCAAUGGCAUCCUGUCUGUCCACGGUCUGGGUGUGUGUCAUCAUUGUGUGCAAGAUGCUGUACCAGCUCAGUGUUGUCGACCCUCAUGAGUACUCCCAUAACUGCAUUAUGCCUCUAACAAAUGAAACCAACUUGUUUCCAGAGGAAGUGAACAAGUCCAUUCUGUAUAAGGAGCCAGUGGAUCCAGCCAAAUGGUUUGGCAUUAGGAAAGAUGUUACAGCACUGGGAUACAGCAAGAACCAUUUAAUUGUGCUGAUGUUGUUGGUGUUUGAGGCAACAGUGUAUCGUCACCAGGCUCACCAUUACCGACAGCUCCAGCGGUCCCCUCCCCCGAUCCCCACACUCUUCCCUGCAGCCAUGAGAGACACUUCUGACCAGGACCUCAAGUCCUGCUUGAAGUAUCUGCUGAACUACACCUUCUACAAAUUUGGAUUAGAGAUUUGUUUCCUGAUGACGGUGAAUGUGAUCGGCCAGCGGAUGAAUUUUUUGGUGAUAAUCCAUGGCUGUUGGUUGGUAGCAAUCUUGGUGAGACGGCGGCGGGCAGCUAUUGCCAGGAUCUGGCCCAGAUACUGUCUCUUCCUGUGUGUCUUCAUGAUCUACCAGUAUCUGCUUUGUGUGGGCAUACCACCAGCUCUCUGCAUAGAUUACCCAUGGCGGUGGAAGACUCCAGUGUUGAUGAGCUCAGCUCUCAUUAAAUGGAUCUAUCUGCCUGAUUUUUACACUGUUCCAAACUCCAAAAACCUUAUAGCGGACUUUGUGCUGCUGAUGUGUGCGUCUCAGCAGUGGAAGGUGUUUGAGUGUGAGCACAUGGAGGAGUGGAUGGUUCUAGCAGGAGAGAACACGGAUGAACCCGAACCGAUGGAAGGUCGACUGUUUAACCCUGCACCUAAUUUCAUAAAUAGCAGGAGCUACCUGGACAUGGUGAAAGUUUUGGUGUUUCGUCACUUCUUCUGGUUUGUGCUGUCGGUGGUCUUCAUCACAGGCUCCACCAGGAUAUCUGUGUUUGGACUGGGCUACCUGCUUUCUUGCUUCUUUUUUCUGUUGUUUGGAACCAGGCUGUUGGUCAAACCAUCCAGGACCCGCCUCAACCUGUGGGACUGUCUCAUCAUCUAUAAUGUGGCAGUGAUUAUAUCUAAAAAUCUGUUAUCUAUCCUAGCAUGUGUGUUUGUGUUUGAGAUGCAAAAGGGCUUCUGUUGGGUUAUCCAGCUCUUCAGCUUGGUCUGCACAGUCAAAGGAUACUAUGAUCCUCAAGAAGUUAGUGACAAGACCUGCAGUCUCCCAGUAGAAGAGGCCGGGAUCAUGUGGGACAGUAUUUGUUUCCUCUGCCUGCUGCUGCAGAGGAGGAUCUUCCUCAGCUUCUACUUCCUUCAUGUGACAACUGAACUGCAGGCUUCUGCGAAACAGGCCUCAAGGGGGUUUGAGCUCUUUAGAGCCAGCAUUGUGAAGAACAUCAAGUUCCACCAACAAGCUGAGAAGAAAUCACUGUCACAACUCAAGAGAUCGAUGCACAGAAUUCGCUCUAAGCAGCAGAAGUACAGAGAUGGACACAAAAUAAGUGAAAGCCAGACUGCUGAAGAUCCAGAGAUCCAGAGAGGAAAGAGAUCCCGGACAAAGACAUGGUACCAGCCAUGGUUAGACCAUGCUGCAGUGCUCCACUCAGGAGAGUACUACCUGUUUGAAUCAGACAGUGAGGAUGAAGAGGAACUACAGUCUGAAGAACAGAAGCCUCAGAAACAGACUGCCUGCCAGUUGGCGUACCAGGGAUGGGUGACCAGUGUGAAAACAGCUCUGCGAGAACGUCAGAGUCGGCUGAAGAGAACUGAGAGAAAAGAGACGGACGCACAACAAAGAGCCGAUUCACACGAGCAGCUCUCAGCAAAAGGUUGUGGCGAUGAUGUUUUUGAGGAACCGGUUGUUCAGGAUGAGGCGGACGAGUCGAAGGAACAGGAGUCUGGUCACGGUGAGACGGUGCAGAGGAUCCUGGAUAUUCUGCGCUUCUUGUGGGCGAUAGUGUUGGCGAUGGUAGAUGGACUGACUCAGUGGCUUCAUUUACUUACUAAGCAGUACAGAGAGAUUUCUAAUGUUUUGUGCAAUGAACGCUACUUCAUCAUACACAAGAUACAACAGCAUGGUACCACAGCAGAGUCCAGAGAUGAUCAGGACUCUGAGAGCAGUGAAAUCUGCACACUGGAGACGUGUUUGGAUGAGACUGAUGCAGAAGAUCCCAUCAGAUACAGGUGCCUGGAGGAGGAUAGCAAGGGUGACACAAACCAAACCAAGCCAAAGCUCACCAGCAGUGAUCAUCUCCUAAUUCCAAAACCCCCAUCCAGCAGUAUGGGAUUGGUCCCAGAGUUAUCCAACCAACAACAACACAGACACUCCCGAACAGCGAGUGAGCUGCUGGGAGAGAGGCAGUUUUUUAUCGAGGAGUUGGAACAGAGCAGAGAGUUCUUUUCCAGUCAGAGCCGUGUGCUGAAGAUGCUGUUCGCCAUGUAUAACCUUCUGUCAGCCAACUCUGAGGUGGUCUGCUAUUUCAUCAUAGUGUUAAACAACGUGGUCAGUGCCUCUGUCAUAUCGCUGGUCCUUCCCAUACUGGUGUUCCUAUGGGCUAUGUUGUCUGUCCCGAGACCGACCAAAAGGUUUUGGAUGACCGCUAUAGUCUACACAGAGGUUAUGGUUGUGGUGAAAUACAUUUUCCAGUUUGGAUUUUUUCCUUGGAACAGUGUUUAUGAGUUGACCCUAAAUGAAGACAAGCCUUUCUUCCCACCUCGCAUCCUUGGCCUGGAAAAGACUGACAACUACAUCAGAUAUGAUCUUCUCCAGUUGCUGGCUCUGUUCUUCCACAGAUCCCUGCUCAUGCGGUAUGGCCUGUGGGACCAUGAGGGCCCCCUGGAGGAUCAUAGCCCCUCACCAGAAACUUUUACAGUUGGAGUUAAAUCUAGAGAAGGAGCUGAAGACAGAACGGGACAGACAGAGAGACAAAAAGGGGGGAGAGAGGAUGACGGAGUUAGUGCCACGUCCACCCUGGAAAUCCUGGAGGUAACUGAACUAAACCACACUGAGCAGGAUAUUGAGAACGAUGUUGGACCGAGUACCAGCUCUGAUCUUAGCCCCCCACAGCCCACUGCAGCUGAAUCACUGCCCACUGGAUCAGAAGAUGUGCAAGGACAGGAAGUACUGCCAUUGGUGAAGAGCAUCCAGCUGGAUGCUGUGGAUAAGAGGGAGGGAGACAAAGACGAGGGGACAGAGGAAGUCCCAAAGAAAGGCAGCAGCAUCAGAUUCCGCAAGAAAACAAAACCGCAGCUCAACAAAGUGGAGUCCACUGGUGAGACUGCUGACUCCAGUAAAGAGCCAGUGAAGAAGCAGCAAAAAGGCAGGAGGAGAGAGGCAGUUAGUAAGAGAAUACAGGACAUGGGACACAAGAUAAAAAAUGUCUUCAUUUAUGGUAUUCAGAGUGUUUACCGGCCAGCUCAGGGCUUCUUCAGGGAUAUUCUCCAUUCUGAGUACCGCGCUGCCACCGAUGUCUAUGCCCUCAUGUUCCUGACUGAUGUCAUUGACUUCAUCAUCAUCGUCUUUGGAUUUUGGGCUUUUGGGAAACACAGUGCAGCAGCUGAUAUAGCGUCCACUCUGUCAGAGGACCAGGUACCUGAAGCCUUCCUGGUGAUGUUGCUCAUCCAGUUCAGCACUAUGAUCAUUGACAGAGCGUUAUACCUGCGCAAGGCUGUCAUGGGAAAACUCAUCUUCCAGGUGAUCCUUGUUUUUGGGAUUCAUCUGUGGAUGUUCUUCAUCCUGCCUGCUGUCACUGAAAGGAAGUUCAACCAGAACUUUGUGGCUCAGCUCUGGUACUUUGUUAAGUGCAUCUACUUUGGCCUAUCAGCCUAUCAGAUCCGCUGUGGGUACCCCACUCGUAUCCUUGGCAAUUUCCUCACCAAGAAAUACAACCACCUCAACCUGUUCCUUUUCCAAGGGUUUCGUCUGGUGCCAUUCCUGGUGGAGCUGCGGGCAGUGAUGGACUGGGUUUGGACUGAUACCACCUUGUCUCUGUCAGACUGGAUGUGUGUGGAGGAUAUUUAUGCCAAUAUUUUCAUCAUUAAAUGUAGCCGUGAGACAGAAAAGAAAUACCCACAGCCUAAAGGACAGAAGAAGAAGAAGAUUGUGAAAUAUGGCAUGGGUGGGCUGAUUAUCUUCUUCUUGAUCUGCAUCAUCUGGUUUCCACUUCUCUUCAUUUCACUGGUCAGAUCUGUAGUGGGUGUGGUCAACCACCCCAUUGAUGUCACAGUAACUGUCAAGCUGGGUGGAUAUGAGCCCCUCUUUACCAUGAGUGUGCAGCAGCAAUACAUCAAACCCUUUUCAAAGGCUGAAUAUGACCAACUCACGGGAGAUUUUGGAAAUGAUGCUGUAGCCAUGCAGUUCAUCACUCUCUACAGUUAUGAGGACAUAGUGACAGCCAUGAUUGAGGGUAGUUCUGGAUCUGUUUGGAGGAUCAGUCCCCCGAGCAGACAGGAAGUCAUUAAAGACUUACUUGGUCCUGUUGACCUAACGCUUCGCCUGGCCUGGAAUUUCCAAAGGGACCUGGGAAAGGGUGGAACAGUGGAACAUGCCUUUGAUAAACAUUCUAUAGACCUGGAACCUGGGAACCCAGUCAGAGCAGAUUUGGCUUCAUUACUGGUUGGCAAUCGCACUGAGCCAGUGCUUGUUCCCAGUAUGUUUCCUAAGUUCAUCCGUGCCCCCAAUGGAGCUGAGGCCAAACCAGUCAGUCAACUAUGUGAAGGGAGUGAAGCUGGAUACUUGAAUAUAACCCUGUCACUAAAUAGCAGUGGGAUCCACGAGUGGUGGGACAUUGCUAUUGCAAACUGUCACCCCUCAUCAUGUGGGGUUCUACCCAUGGUCAUAUUCAAUGACAAAGUCAGUCCACCCAGCCUGGGCUUCCUAGCUGGAUACGGUAUCAUGGGGCUUUAUGUGUCUGUGGUCUUAGUCAUUGGGAAGUUUGUCCGUGGCUUCUUUAGUGAGAUCUCCCACUCCAUCAUGUUUGAGGAGCUGCCCUGUGUGGACCGCAUUCUCAAGCUCUGCACUGAUAUCUUCUUGGUGCGUGAGACGGGAGAACUGGAGCUGGAAGAGGAACUUUACUCCAAACUGAUCUUUCUCUAUCGAUCUCCUGAGACUAUGAUCAAAUGGACUCGGGACAUUAUCAGUCAGGACCGAGAUGGGUAAUGACUGACUGAUGAGUAAUUGUGUUUCUUUCUGAUAAAAUACAGUACAGCACAAAUGCAAAGAUGUCCAGGGGACAACACAUGGACAGCUUCUUAAGUACUCUCCACACAGUGGACACUGACCUACAGGCACAGAUUAAGGAGAUCUGCACCAACAAUAUGAACCUCUGUGGGACACAUGCUGUUGCAUAUUUGCAGCUCUCUGACCAUUUCGAUCAAACCAAGCUUACACAGUGCACACCAUUGGAAUGAGAGUGGAACUGCAGUCCCACUGUUGGUGGGAUUCAUUGCAGCAGGUUAUCUGCUGUGCAGGACUGGACAUCAUUUCCCUGGAAGGCAAAAGCUGUUGUCACAUUGAGCUGUGUGCAUUCCACCCUGGGUGGAGUAACUUUGUGGAAAACAGUCAUUGUAGGUGGAACCAGCUGAAGUCUCUGCAUCGACAUGCUACCUGAAAACAGUCAGACUUGUAAAAGCACUAUAAGUUAUAUUCAUACCAAACAAUAAGUCCAAGUCGAUCACUGAUGACUUUGUUAGUUCCAUCAAACAGAGUCCAGCUGUGGAUCCAGGGUGCUGUGGACAAUCAUUUAAACCUGCUGGUCACCCACCAUCAUUUACAAAAAAUAUACACAAUCCCAGUUCAGCAGCUACAAAUACACUAAAAAAUUUGAAAAUAGUAAAUUAUUCAUUAGAUGAAUUGAUGAUAGGUUGGACUCAUCACUCAAGCCAGAAUGACAAUAGUAAUAUAUCUGUUUACAAUAAGAACACUAAAAAACUGCCUCUAUUUAUUCUGUUGACUUACAGAUAUGGUUGUCAUAAAAACACUUGAAGAUUUCAAACUCAUUGUGAUGCAGGUUUUUGCUGUUCCACACUGUCUUUGUCAAACUGUUACAUCUUUACUUUGAGGUUCAGAGUUCCUGUUUUCUUUUAUCUGCCAGUCUGACUUCGACAUAAACACCUAAAGUUCCUGUUUUUACGUCACAGCAGAUGAUGGGUGAGCAGAGAAGUGAGCCAAAUAUGCUGUUAUGUAUGAAACAGGAUAGAAGUUGUUUACUUUUUAUAAGCGAAGAAUAAAAAUGGAUGUCUAUAUGGUUGUUCUAUCGUUAUUGUUCUUGAAAUCCUAGGUGCAGUUUAGUCUGAACUUUAAGCUGUAAGUCAUUAUAACUUGCAGGGAUGACCAUUCGGAAAAGAAAAAUGAUCAUAAAGUGGCGUAUACCAUCUGAUGACCGAAAGGUUUGGAAAAUGCCAAGUUCAUGAAGUACACAUAAUAAACCUGUCUGUGGUGACUGUCCGUUGCCAAUAAAACCCUGCCAGCAGACUGGGGCCUUUCUGUGUCGUUUACUCCCACAGUCCAGAAACAUGCAUGUUUGGUUCAAUGGCCACU
Messenger RNA from Archocentrus centrarchus (flier cichlid), 9417 nucleotides. RefSeq names its product piezo type mechanosensitive ion channel component 1 (Er blood group) (gene piezo1). Gene Ontology annotation, cellular component: membrane. The record is from RefSeq and is a predicted model, not a curated record. The transcript is spliced from 54 exons. Gene Ontology annotation, molecular function: mechanosensitive monoatomic ion channel activity. Lineage: Eukaryota; Metazoa; Chordata; Actinopteri; Cichliformes; Cichlidae. The coding region runs from base 277 to 8037 and encodes 2586 amino acids.